UACACAGACACAUGAUCAGUUGGUAGGAACUAAGAGAUCUGAAGAGAGAGAGAGAGAGAGAGAGAGAGAGAUGGCAGGGCAGGGAGGUUUCCUCAUUACUACAACCAAAACCCAUGAGUGGAGGGAGAUGGCCCUUACAGCUACAGUAGAAACUCUUCUUACCAGAGAGCCAUAAUUGAUGUUUCCAAGAGGAUGAUCAACGAAGCCAUCAAAGAAAAGCUUGACUUAGAGAACACUUACUUUAAUGCUACUAAAACAAUUAAGAUAGUAGAUUUUGGUUGUUCUGUUGGACCAAACACAUUCUUUGCAGUAGACAACAUUAUAGAAGCUAUAGAAUUCAAAUAUCGAGAUCAAAAAAUAUUAGUUAGCUCGAAGAAUCUAGAAUUUCAAGUAUUUUUCAAUGAUCAUGUUGAGAACGACUUCAACACACUCUUCAAGACUCUUCAUUUCCCUCCUAAAUAUUUUGCUGCCGGUGUGCCUGGUAGUUUUUACCUUCGUUUAUUUCCACAGUUUAGCAUCCAUUUUGCUUACACUUCUUAUUCACUCCACUGGUUAUCUAAGAUUCCAAAAGAAAUUAUAGAUAAAAAUUCUAUUGCAUAUAAUAAAGGCAUCAUACAAUGUUCUGGCCUCAAUAAGGAAGUAGUUAAGGUGUACGCAUCUCAAUUGAAGAAUGACCUAAACAUAUUCUUAAAUGCAAGAGCCCAAGAGCUUGUACCUGGAGGUUUGAUGGUAAUUCUUACAUUAGUUUUGCCAAAUGGUGUUCUAAUGUCUGAGACUGCAAUGGGUAUAUCUUAUGAUUUCAUUGGAUCUUGCUUGAUGGACAUGGCCAACUUGGGAUUAAUUAAUGCAGAGAAAGUAGACUCAUUCAACUUACCUUUAUACUUUCCACAUAUUACUGAACUGAAGGAGUUGAUCGAGAAAAAUGGAUAUUUCAGCAUUGAAAGAUUCGAGCCUUUGGACAAUCCAAUGAAAAGUAAGCCGUUCGAAUCAAAACAUUUUGCUGUUUUGCUAAGAUCAACUCUAGAAGGAGUUAUAAGGGCGCACUUUGGAGACAUUAUUGUAGACAAAAUUUUUGAAUACCUUGCUCAAAAAUUUGAAAAUGAUCCUCUCAUCUUUGACGAGGAUUCCUUUAAAAAUACAGAAUUAUUUAUUUUACUUAAGCGAAAUGUUAAUUAGCAAAUAAAAUAAAGCCCAAUUUUUGUUUAA
Messenger RNA from Carica papaya (papaya), 1206 nucleotides. RefSeq names its product loganic acid O-methyltransferase-like. The record is from RefSeq and is a predicted model, not a curated record. Gene Ontology annotation, molecular function: methyltransferase activity. NCBI's taxonomy places the organism in Eukaryota, Viridiplantae, Streptophyta, Magnoliopsida, Brassicales, Caricaceae.